Lepus europaeus (European hare) is the source of this 2049-nucleotide messenger RNA. It is a transcript of the gene DDX53, whose product is annotated as DEAD-box helicase 53. Lineage: Eukaryota; Metazoa; Chordata; Mammalia; Lagomorpha; Leporidae. The record is from RefSeq and is a predicted model, not a curated record. Gene Ontology annotation, molecular function: RNA helicase activity; ATP binding; RNA binding. The transcript has 3 exons. The coding region runs from base 1 to 2049 and encodes 682 amino acids.
AUGCCUGCUUACAUCACUUGGUCCCGGCUUUGUGAUUGGUCAAACUGGCAAGGCCCUCCCCCUGUGCCCUCUGUAACUGCUGUCUGUUGCUACGGAGCCUGCGGACAAAGAGGCCACAAACCUGACUUCUCAACUGGUGUGCUGUCCGCAGACAUGCUUUCUUCUAACCGUAUUCAUUUGGGGGCCUCAGGCUCCUAUGAACCACCCCUCUGCUUUAAAUUGAAGAACAAUGUGGUUGGUGCCAUCGUGGGUCGUGGUGGAUCAAAAUUAAAAGAUCUACAACGCGUGACAAACACUAAAAUAAAAAUUGUAAAGGGGGACUUUGACUCAGAAAUAAAAAUUUUUGGCAGUAGUGACAUGAAAGAAAAGGCCAAAGCAGAUAUAGACGCUGUGGUUAGAAGACAAGAAAGGUACAGCUCAGAAUCCAGUGUUGGUCCUGCCACAUCCCAAUCCUCUGUUACAAGCAGCUCAAGUUCAGGCCACACCGCUCGAGAAGCUCGGCCAUUGUUAGAUUGGGAUCAAAUUCGUAUGCAAUUUGUAGAGUGGGAAAAACGGAAGUGGGCAGAUUUACCACCAAUUAAGAAAAACUUUUAUAUAGAAUCAGAAGCUACAAGCUCAAUGUCUAAAAUACAAGUAGAUGAAUGGCGAAAGGAAAAUUUUAACAUAACCUGUGAAGAUUUGAAAGAUGGUGAAAAGCGCCCAAUUCCCAAUCCAACUCGUACAUUUGAGGAUGCAUUCGCGCAGUAUCCUGAGCUUAUGAAAAACAUAAAAAAGGCAAGUUUUCAAAAGCCAACGCCAAUUCAGUCACAGGCGUGGCCAGUUAUUCUACAAGGGAUAGAUCUUAUAGGGGUAGCCCAAACUGGAACUGGUAAAACACUCUCCUACUUAAUGCCUGGGUUUAUUCAUCUUGAUUCUCAACCAACAUCUAGAGAAGAAAGGAAUGGACCUGGCAUGCUAGUCCUUACACCCACUAGAGAACUAGCUCUUCAAGUAGAAAGUGAAUGUUCUAAGUACUCGUAUAAAGGUUUUAAAAGUAGUUGUAUAUAUGGUGGUGGAAAUAGAAGGGGACAAAUAGAAGACAUCGCCAAAGGUGUAGAUAUCAUUAUUGCAACUCCUGGAAGAUUGAAUGAUCUACAACUGAAUAACCAUGUCAACCUAAGAAGCAUAACCUAUUUGGUCUUGGAUGAGGCAGAUAAAAUGCUGGAUCUGGGCUUUGAACAUCAAAUAAUGAAGAUUUUAUUAGAUGUGCGCCCAGACCGGCAGACUGUUAUGACAAGUGCAACUUGGCCGGAUGCCAUCCGCCGACUUGCACACUCGUACCUCAAAGAGCCUAUGAUGGUUUACGUUGGUACUCUAGAUCUGGUUGCUGUAAGUACAGUGCAGCAAAAUAUAAUUGUGACUACAGAAGAAGAAAAACGUGCUCUUGUACAAGAAUUCCUAGAGAACAUGACACCCAGAGACAAAGUCAUCGUGUUUGUCAGCCGAAAAAUUACUGCUGAUGACUUAUCAAGCGAUUUGGGCAUCCAAGGCAUACCCAUACAGUCACUGCAUGGUAAUAGAGAACAAAGUGAUCGAGAGCAAGCUUUAGAAGACUUCAGAACCGGAAAGGUGAAGAUACUCAUUGCAACUGAUUUAGCAUCCCGGGGUCUUGAUGUUAAUGACAUCACACAUGUCUACAACUAUGACUUCCCACGAAAUAUUGAAGAAUAUGUACACAGGAUAGGACGUACUGGAAGAGCGGGAAAGGUUGGAACAUCGAUUACCCUUGUUACUCCAAAUGAUGCAAAGAUUGCUGAUGAACUGAUUAAAAUUUUGGAACGAGCAGAUCAAAAUGUCCCUGAAGAUCUUGUAAAAAUGGCAGAAGGAUGCAACUUCCAUAAGAAAAGCAAGAAAGAGCUUGAUGCUCAGCGACAAGGAGCAAGGCUAACAUACAGCCUCCAAAUACAGUCAAUGACAGCAUCUGAGCUAAAGCCAAGCUCUUACAGGAAGCCUCAGUCAAUAACUGAGUGCAGCAUGACACUAGGGCCCGGCUAUUUCUGUGCAACGUAA